GUCGCUUCCAACGGGUAACUGUACACGGCGCUACGUCUACGUCUCUGCCAAUCACAUCUGGAGUCCCACAAGGAUCGUUGCUGGGUCCCUUUCUCUUCUCAGUGUACAUCAAUGACUUACCUAACAACAUAUCCACUUCCACUGGGGUCGGUUUGUUUGCUGACGAUACCAAACUUUACAGAUGUGUGCAGAAUCCCUGUGAUGCAUUGGUCUUGCAAGAUGAUAUUCAAGGCCUACUUUGUUGGUCGAUAGAAAACCGGCUACGCUUUAACCAAUCUAAGUGUAAAGUGCUGUCAAUAACCAGAAAGAAAUCGCCUUUAAUAUAUCCCUAUAAGCUUGACAAUGAUCAGUUGUUGGUUUCCAACGCACAGGUUGAUCUGGGUAUCACCAUUAGUCCUAAGCUAUUAUGGAACGAUCAA
Messenger RNA from Paramuricea clavata, 419 nucleotides. The record is from the annotation of a GenBank genome assembly. Lineage: Eukaryota; Metazoa; Cnidaria; Anthozoa; Malacalcyonacea; Plexauridae.